AUGGCAGACUCCCUCGGUGUAGCGAAAUUCGUCGUACUCAAAGAUGAACAAACAUGGAAAUGUCAAACACCUCGCCCUUUACCUCACCAACGUUCCUCAUCCAGUCCAGCCUACGCUGUCUUCACCUCUGGAUCGACCGGUCGCCCUAAGGGAGUGGUCGUAGAGCAUGCCGCUUUCACCACCGCAGCUCAUGGCUUCAUUCAGAGGACCGGGCUAGGGGUCAAGUCACGAGUCUUUCAAUUUGCUUCAUAUGCCUUUGAUGUGAGCAUUGCCGACCAUCUCGCGACCCUCAUGGCUGGAGGUUGCGUGUGCAUACCAUCAGACCCAGAUCGACUCAAUCGCCUUCCUGAGACCAUUCACAAAUUCCAAGUCAACUGGAUGGAUCUUAUCCCUUCAGUCGCCCGUUUGCUUUCUCCCAAGGAGAUACCCCUGCUGACCACCUUGGUCCUUGCUGGAGAGCCCAUGAGCGAACAGGACAUUACUUCAUGGGCUCCGCACGUCAAUCUAAUUAACCACUAUGGCCCAGCGGAGUGUGCUAUUGGGACGAGUCUUUCAUCCCCUAUCGAACCAAAUGCAGAGCCUGGGAACAUUGGGCACUCAAUGGGCUGUCUUAGUUGGGUUGUAGAUCCCGAAAACCAUAAUCGCCUGCUCCCCUUUGGCGAGGUCGGUGAACUUGUCAUUGAAGGUCACAUUGUGGCUCGAGGAUACGUCCACGAUCAGACCGAUGACAAUUCGCCUUUCAUCUCCAACCCAGUUUGGUUGAGAAAACUUCGGUCCAACAGCUCUCCACCAGCACCGUUAUACAAGACAGGUGAUUUGGUGCGGUAUGUGUCGGACGGCUCGUUGCAAUACAUUGGCCGAAAAGAUCAUCUCGUGAAAAUACGCGGUCAGCGAAUUCAACCAGAAGAGGUUGAAUAUUACGUCCAGAAAUGCUCACUCAAACCCAUCUGCAGUAUAGUCCAAGCGCUUCAGCUCUCAAAUGGUGAUUCUGCUUUGAUCGCCUUCAUUUCUCAGGAUGUCGCUGACCUGCAAAUUUCUUUACAACCUCCCAACUAUGACUUUGUCGCCUGGGCUUCGAAUAUACAACGCCAGCUGGCAGAGUUUCUACCCGCUUAUAUGAUACCAUCUUUCGUGCUGCCAGUUUCUCAGCUUCCUUUGACAAAUGGAGGCAAGGUAAAUCGUCGAGCGCUCAUAGAUCUGGUGUCCGGUGUCCCAGUCUCGCGUCUAGCAGAGUACCAACAGAAAUCGUCGGAAAAUUUGCACCAAGUGGAAACCUUCGGAGAAAAUGAGAGAAUUCUCAAGGACAUCUGGUGUGAAACUCUGAAUCGCGCCCCCGAGAUUACCAGUCGGGAUGAUGGAUUCAUCCAGUCUGGUGGGAACUCGAUCCGCGCCAUGCAACUGGUGUCUGCUGCUCACAAACGAGGCCUCCAUCUGACGGUCGCUGAUAUUUUCAACGCCUACACACUUUCUGAGAUUGCUGCCUGCAUGGGACCCGCUUCAAAACUUUCUUUGUUAGAAAAUUCAUGCGAGUAUGUGCCGUUUUCAUUGUUGGGAAAUCUCGACAAUCAGCAAAAUCUUUUACACCUUGCUGUUCAACAAUGUGCCGUGGAAAAAGCCGAGAUUGAGGAUAUAUACCCAGCUACUCCUUUGCAGGAGGGUCUGAUGGCACUGUCAAUUCAAAACCCGAAUGCCUAUGUUUCUCAGCAUGUUUUCGACUUUGCUAAUGGAGUUGAUCCUCAACGAGUCGGAAAAGCCUGGCAAGAGACAGUCAGAACAAACGGGAUCCUCCGAACUCGAAUGAUCUCUGUCAGCACCGGAUCAUUCCAGGUUGUUCUUCGAAGCGGUAUUGAAAUUUCAACUACCCAAGAUCUUGAGCAGUACUUGCGUGACGACAAAGAGCGCCCUAUGGCCCUUGGGAAGCCUCUUAUUCGUCUGUGCUUGUCAUCCUCUUUCGUUGUUCUUACAUUGCACCAUGCAAUCUAUGAUGGUGUUUCCUUGAAACUCCUCCUAGGUCAUUUUAACAAAUUAUACCAAGGCCUUUUGGUCGAGGCACCUGUUUUUGCUCCCUUCGUCGCUUACAUUCAACAGCAAGAGAACAAUCAACAAUUCUGGCAGUCACAGUUUCUCAAUUGCAGCGCGCCAAUCUUCCCCGCUCUCCCUUCCGCAGAUUUUGUGCCCAGCGCGAGCGCUCUCUUCCAGCGUCGUGUUACUGGUAUCCGCCAGACCAGUGGCUACACGACUUCAAAUACAAUUAGGCUCGCUUUGGCCCUUCUGAUAUCUCAUUACACGAAUUAUGAAGAUGUUGUCUUUGGAGUCACUGUCAACGGUCGCGGGGCACCUGUUCCUGACAUUGACGAGAUGACUGGCCCAACAUUCUCAACUGUCCCAAUGCGCUUCACAAUAGGCCCGGAUCAGACUGUUCUCAAGGCACUGGGCAGUGUGCAAAAGAAGGCCACAGAUAUGAUCUCUUUUGAACAGGCCGGGCUGCAGUUCAUACGCCGAAUCAGUGAAGAUGCAGAUGCUGCUUGUCAGUUUCAGACUCACCUUGUGGUACAACCACAGGCAGUCGAAGUUCCUCAGGAGGUCUUGGUGCCACAGCACGGCCGUUGCUUGGAUAUUGGCGAAAAUGAGAAGUUUGCCUCGUAUGCCCUACUUGUGGUGUGCACUCUCGAUGAAAAGUGUAACGCAGUCGACGUUGCUGUCAACUUUGAUCCACGUGUCAUGACUGAGAUACAAGUUCGGCGCUUUGUGCAGCAGUUUAGUCACAUCUUGUUGCAAGUACAGGAUCCUGACCCUGAAGUGUGCUUAAGGCAGAUCCAAUGUAUAAGUCCUGAAGAUCUUGCCGACCUCAGUUUGUGGAACCAUUCCAUCCCAGCCCCCUGCGAUCAGUGUCUCCAUGACAUGAUUUUGAACAAGUGUGCGUCUCAACCUUCUGCGGUUGCCGUUUCUUCAUGGGAUGGGGAAUUCGCUUACCGUGAGUUGGAACAACUCUCUGGUGCCUUUGCUCUACGGCUGCGGGAACUAAACGUCACCAACAAUACCUUGGUCCCCUUCUGUCUUGAUCGAUCCAAAUGGGCUGUUGUGAGCAUCCUGGCUGUUCUUCGAGCUGGAGGCACCUGUGUCUUGACAGACCCAAGCCAACCCCGAGCAAGAGUGCAAGGCAUCAUCCGAGAGACUGGCGCCAGGUUAGCUCUAGUGUCACCCAGACAUGCGAAUAUUCUCGAAGGGCUGGGGUGUGCCACACUUUCCAUCUCUGAUGCCACAUUCGAAGAUUUGCCCAAGUAUGAGCCCGAGAGACUUCCGGCAGUGGCACCCGAGGAUUCUGCCUUCAUUGUCUUCACCUCAGGUAGCACUGGCAAGCCCAAGGGAAUCAUUGUUGAACAUCGCAACCUGGCCACAUGUGCGAGAGACCAGUACGGGCCCAUGGGUUACACUGCUGAUUGCCGAAUCCUUCAUUUUGCGUCCUAUACUUUCGAUCUCAGCAUCUACGAGACAGUAGUCACUCUCAUAUUUGGAGGCUGCGUCUGUAUUCCAUCCGAGGAGCAACGCCUUACUGAUCUUGCGGGCUGCCUGCGGCAGUACCGCAUCAAUUGGGCCGUUUUCACCACUUCAUCGCUGCGUCUGUUCCGGCCCGACGACGUCCCCGACUUGAAAAUUCUCUGCGUUGGUGGGGAAUCACUCACACAAGCUCAUGUGAAUGAUUGGGCGCACAAGGUCCAGUUCAUCAAUUCCUAUGGGCCAGCGGAGACCUGUUUCUGCACUGCUGGUGUCGUCGAUCCUAGCAAAUGGCAACCUGGCGAUGUGGGUGACAUGUUUGGUGGUCUUGCUUGGAUCACACUCAUAAACGAUCCCAACCACCUCGCCCCUAUCGGAGCUAUUGGGGAAUUGGUCGUUGAAGGUCCUGCCGUUGCUCGGGGUUAUCUCAACAAUGAAGAAUUAACUCGCGCCAGCUUCAUUGAUGUUCCGCCUUGGCUCAAGAACUGGCGGCCUGAUGGUAAAACCGAUAGGCUCUACCGGACUGGGGACUUGGUUCGAUACGGCGACGAUGGAAUAAUCUGUUUUGUUGGGCGACGUGAUACACAAGUGAAGUUGCGUGGUCAACGUGUAGAGCUGACUGAAGUUGAGUAUCAUCUGCAACGAUGUUUCCCUGGUGCUGAGGUCGUCGCGGAAGUCAUUGUACCUUCAGCUUUUGAAGCGCCAGCAUUCUUGGUUGCUUUUGUCUUCACUCAAGAAGUCACCAACCGUCGUGCGGCUACUUGUCUCGCUGUUCUGACUGAACGCUUCAUUGAGACAGCAUCACAUGCACUUGCAAAGCUUCGGAUGUCUUUGCCCGUUUAUAUGAUUCCCACAGUCUUGCUUCCCCUGGCUGCAAUUCCACUGACUGGCACCGGCAAGAUCAAUCGACGAGAGCUUCGCGAAGUGGCAGCCGGCCUCGCUCGUGAGGAGAUCAAUUCAUACCUCCCGUUGGUCAGUAAGACUCAAGCCACUUUCAAGCGUCCCCCUGGCAACGAAGUUGAGCGGAACUUGCACUCUAUCUGCGCUAGGGUGCUCAACGUUGACCCGAAUGAAAUCGGCAUGGAUGAUGACUUCUUCCGCCUGGGUGGCGACUCCAUCAGUGCUAUGCAAGUCGCAGCAAAAGCCAAGGCUGUCGGUCUCGCCAUCACUGCGGCAGAUAUCAUGGUCCGCAAGUCUAUUGCGGACAUUGCAUCUCGCAAUUCUCGAGCGCCCUUACUGGCCAUGAACAACGACGACUUGGAGAUCAUGGCUCCCUUUGGUCUUUCGCCCAUUCAAUCUUUGUUCUUUGACACGAUUGAAGAGAAUCACAGCUAUUUCAAUCAAAGCUUCUCGCUCCGCCUAUCUGAAACUGUUGAGGUCAAAAACUUGGAUGCUGCUUUGCGGGCUGUGGUGGCGCACCAUGCCAUGCUUCGUGCUCGGUUUCGCCAGGAAAACGAUGGUGGCUGGGUGCAGCAAAUACAAGCUGAUGUUGACAACUCCUACAUUUUGCAGUCUCAUGUGGUUCAAUCAACCGGUGAUACUGUUCGCGUCAUCUCCGAUAGCCAACAGUCUCUGGAUAUCUUCAAUGGUCCCCUUAUUCGAGCCGACCUGAUUGAAAUGCCCUCUGGUCACCAGCAUCUCUUCCUGGUAGCUCAUCACUUAGCCAUGGACCUGGUUUCUUGGAGAACAAUUUUUGCGGACUUGGAGGAGGCUCUUCGCACAGGAGGGAAACUCUCGGCCGGUCCAUCUCUUCCUUUCCCGAUUUGGUGUCGCAUGCAAGCCGAAUAUGGCAGACAGAAGCUCUGGCCUGUGGAUGUCUUUCCAUUUGAUCUUCUACCCUGUGCGGAUGGAUUCUGGGGCGACGUGGUAAAUAGAAACACUUGGGGCGACAUUGCAACCCUCUCCUUCACUCUGGAUAUGAAGACCACAGCUUCUUUGUACGAUGGGAUGCCAUGCCUAGACGGACUUCCAGCCACGCCGUUGGAGAUCUAUCACACUGCUUUACUGGCAGCUUUCGUCCGCACAUUCAAAUCCCGUCCAGCCCCAAACAUCCACUGUGAGGGCCAUGGCCGAGAGGUCUGGGAUUCAUCGCUCGACCUUUCCCGAACUGUGGGCUGGUUCACCACCAUAUGGCCCUGUCCAGUACCUUGUGACAACACAUCCAACUUGGUUUCCGUUCUCAACGCUGUCCAUGCAGUACAUACCGAAAUGCCAUCUCACGGUUGGGGGUACUUUACCUCUCGCUAUACCAACACUGAAGGGAAAGAGAAAUUCAACACACUGGCCACCCCUGAGAUCGUUCUGAAUUACUCUGGUCUCUACCAGCAACUGGAACGGGAUGGCGCGUUGCUCCAACAGACAGACGAAUUUGAUGGAACAACUUUAGACAUCAUCAAGUCUGCGCGCAGAUUUGGUUUGAUCGAAGUCUCCGUGGGAGUUCGAAAGGGAUUUAUCAAGUUUGAAAUUUGCUACAACCGGCACAUGGAUAGACAGGAGGAUAUCAAGUCCUGGGUGGAACUCUGUCGAGAAUUGCUUGUGGAGAUAGCUGGAUGGAGUUCUUGA
Molecule: messenger RNA, 6057 nt
Organism: Arthroderma uncinatum
Lineage: Eukaryota; Fungi; Ascomycota; Eurotiomycetes; Onygenales; Arthrodermataceae
Product: nonribosomal peptide synthetase
Exons: 1
Coding region: 1-6057 (2018 amino acids)
Biological process (GO): amino acid activation for nonribosomal peptide biosynthetic process; secondary metabolite biosynthetic process
Cellular component (GO): cytoplasm
Molecular function (GO): catalytic activity; phosphopantetheine binding
Source: RefSeq, a predicted model, not a curated record